Messenger RNA from Cololabis saira (Pacific saury), 2677 nucleotides. RefSeq names its product asparagine synthetase (gene asns). Bases 128 to 1822 code for a protein of 564 amino acids. Gene Ontology annotation, molecular function: asparagine synthase (glutamine-hydrolyzing) activity. The record is from RefSeq and is a predicted model, not a curated record. Gene Ontology annotation, cellular component: cytosol. Lineage: Eukaryota; Metazoa; Chordata; Actinopteri; Beloniformes; Belonidae. The transcript is spliced from 12 exons.
UCCUCGUGCAGCGCGUCAGGCGGUUGCAUCAGUUGAACUUGCUUCAAAUCAGGCGGAAACUACACAUUUACCGGUGACCCACGAGGAUUCAUUUGAAGGACGAGGUGAAUGAAUUAACAGGUUUAAGAUGUGUGGUAUAUGGGCUUUGUUCGGCAGCGAUGAGUGCCUGUCGGGCCAGUGCACCUGUGCCAUGAAGAUCGCUCACAGAGGGCCUGAUGCUUUCCGCUUUGAAAAUGUCAAUGGCUUCACCAACUGUUGCUUCGGCUUCCACCGGCUGGCCAUCGUGGAUCAGCUGCAUGGCAUGCAGCCCCUGCGCGUUAAGAAGUUUCCCUACCUGUGGCUGUGCUACAAUGGAGAGAUUUACAACCACCACACGCUGAAGAUGCAGUUUGACUUUGAUUGCCAGACAAAAAUGGAUGGAGAAAUCUUGCUCCAUCUGUAUGACCGCUUUGGCAUUAAGAAGAUGGCCUCUCUCCUAGACGGUGUCUUUGCUUUCGUUCUUCUGGACACGGCCAACAGGAAAGUCCAUCUUGGAAGAGACACAUAUGGGGUCCGGCCCAUGUUCAAACUGCUCACAGAUGAUGGCUUCCUUGCAGUCUGCUCAGAGGCCAAAGGCCUUAUCGAUAUUAACCAUUCAAUGGAGAAAGCUGCGAGUAUUGAACCCUUUCUCCCUGGGCACUUCGAAGUAUUUGAUUUGAAGCCAAAUGGCAAAGUGCGGUCCCUUCAGAUGGAGCAGUUCCACUCCUGCACACAAGAGCCUGCUCAUGCCAUGUACGAUCGAGUGAAUGGCGAGUGCAAGCUUUCCACAGGCUUUGAUGAAGAAGCAGUGAAGAAAAAUGUCCGGAUGCUGUUUGAGAGUGCUGUGAAGAAGCGCCUGAUGGCCCACAGGAGGAUCGGCUGUCUCCUGUCAGGUGGCCUGGACUCCAGCUUGGUUGCUGCUACACUGGUGAAGCUGGCUAAAGAGCAGAAACUGGCGUAUCCCGUUCAGACAUUUUCCAUUGGAUCAGACGACAGUCCGGAUAUCAAAGCUGCUCGUAAGGUGGCUGCUCAUAUCGGUAGUGAACACCAUGAGGUGAACUUCACGGCAGAGGAGGGCAUCCAGGCGGUGGAGGAUGUGAUCUUCCACCUGGAGACCUAUGAUAUCACCACCAUUCGUGCCUCCGUUGGGAUGUAUCUGAUAUCCAAGUACAUCAGAGAGAAGACGGACAGUGUGGUGAUCUUCUCUGGAGAGGGAGCGGAUGAACUGACACAAGGCUACAUUUACUUCCACAAGGCUCCAUCUCCCAAAGAAGCAGCAAAGGACAGUGUCCGUCUCCUGAAGGAGCUCUACAUGUUUGAUGUUCUCCGUGCCGAUCGCACCACUGCAGCGCACGGCUUGGAACUAAGAGUGCCUUUCCUGGACCACAGAUUCACAGCAUACUACCUUUCUCUGCCUGAGGAGAUGAGAAUUCCCAAGGAUGGAGUGGAGAAGCACCUUCUCAGGAGUGCCUUCAAAGGUCUAGGCUUGAUCCCGGAUGAGAUCUUGUGGAGACGCAAAGAAGCCUUCAGUGAUGGGAUGAUGUCUCUGAAGAAGUCGUGGUACACCUGCCUCCAGGAGCAUCUGGAGUCCAUGGUGAAUGAUGACCAGCUGGAGAAAGCGGCAACAACGUACCCGUACAACCCCCCCGCCACCAAAGAGGCCUACUACUUCAGGCAGGUGUUUGAGAAGCUGUACCCCGGCCGAGCCAGGUGGCUCAGCCACUACUGGAUGCCGAGCUGGAUCGAGGCCACGGACCCGUCGGCCCGAACCCUGUCCAUCUACAAGCCCGACAAAGACGAGUGAUUGGCUGGAGCUGCUGUACGCUUGCGUGUUCACCCCUUCUGAAUGUGCCAUCGCUUUUGCUUUGCAAGUUUAGUUGAUCAGUUAAUCGAAAUUGCUAAACUGCAUUAGGCUAUGCUAAGUUUUUUUUUUUUAGAUGUCUUCAGCAGAACGGUUCUGUACGGAAGAGUAUUAGGGCCAGGCAGGAGAAUUCUUUUUUUUUUUUUAUUGUGCACUUCGAGAAAAAAGUCGAAAUGUCAAGAUUAAUUAUGAAAUACAAUUUCAAGAAUAAAGUGGAAAUUUCGAGAAUAAAGUUGAAAUACAAUUUCAAGAAUAAAGUCGAAAUUGUACUUCAAGUGCAGAAUGAAAAAAAAAAUCUUCCUCUAAAAUGUUAUUUUUAUUUUUCUCCUGCCUGGCCCUAAUACUCUUCUGUGGUUCUGUUUAUUCCACAAUGAAGGGGAGCUUUCUUUUGCUAUCCACAAAUCUUUGUAUGAGGAACCAAGACCUUUUGUUUGAAAGUACCAAGCUUAUUGUGUGUGUUCCAGUUUUGUUACAGCAUUUUAAAACAGGUUUUUUUUUCACUUGCAUUUAACUUCAGUUUGUUGUUUUGUCUUUGUUUUUAAACCCACUGCCAGUUCUUUUAGCGGAAAUCCACCAAGGACUCUGCUUUUAUAUGAAUCACAAAUGUCACACCUUUGCUCAGAUGGAGAACUCGCUGCGUUUGCAGCAUCUGCUUGGAGAAAGAGAGGAAAACAUUUGAAACAAUUUUUCAAAUACUUAUCAAAGAGAAGAUGGAAAACACAUCUGAUCACAAGUCUAAUGUCUGCUUCUUACCAACAGUAAAAUACAAGCUGGACAAAAUAAAACAUGUUAAAGCAA